UCUUGUAGUCUUGUUAUCGCUUCGGCGCGCCAUGCGCACCGUCGCUGAACAUCCUGUAAUCUCUAUGACUGUCGGUUGAUUCGGCUGUAUUCAGUAUUCCUGUGAAAUGUGAAUUGUAUAUAUUUUCUAUAUUAAUAUAUUAUACAUUGUUGUGGUUUCGGAAUAUUCAAUAUUGUGAUGCUGACUUAUUGCAACUUAAAUACGGCAGAUCCGAGUUCCGAUACUCCACCAGAUUUUGAACGCAAAACAAUAUCUAAUGGUAUAUGUACCAUCAAAGAAAGUCACUAGAAACGAAAUUGAUGUAAUUUUCAACUGUGGUUGAACAUUUUGGACAAAACUCAUUGGCUAAUAACGGCGGUAGGAUGGAUAUUUCGAUGGAGGCAUCAGACCGAGAGUCAAUCCCAUUAAAUUCAAAUAGAUAUCCAGAUGAUGAUACCGAAAUUGCUUUAACAUCUAAAGGCUUAAAAUACAAAGGAAAAAAUGAACCUUACCCAAACUUUAUGCAACUAGACGAGUGUACAAUGGACGUAUCACUGGUAGUGAACAACCAAAAACUUAAUGCCCACAAAAAUGUCUUAGCUUCAAAUAGUGACUAUUUUGAUAGAAUGUUUGACAGUUAUUUCAAAGAACGGUUUCAAGAUAAAAUAGAAUUAAAUAUAACCGAUGUUAGCUUUGAAAUUUUGAGUACACUUGUUCAAUUUUUUUACACAUCAGAAAUAUAUAUUACAGAAAAUAAUGUUCAGGAUCUGUUGAUUAGUUCCAGUAUAUUUUUACUAGAUGAAGUCCAAACUGCAUGUGUAAACUACAUAAAAAAGAUAAUUGACGCGGAAAAUUGCAUAAAUAUGAAAGAUUUUGCUAAUACUUUAGGAUUAAAUGAUCUCUAUUCUAUAUGCAUGACUUAUAUAAUAAACAAUUUCAGACUUGUAGCUAACUCUAAAGAGUUUAUGAAGACUAAUUAUGAUGAAAUAAUGCUAUUAAUCAAGAAUGAUGAUUUAUUUGCUAAAGAAGAUAUGGUUUAUGAUGUUGUAAUGAAUUGGAUAAAAUAUGAUCCAACGACUAGAUCCAAAUAUUCUUCAGAUUUGUUAUGGUAUGUUCGGUUGCCAUUAGUUCUAAAUACUUACCAAGGAGUCAUAAAGGUUCAUGAGUAUCAAGGUGCUAAAAUUAAUGAACUUAGUUCUUUUCGAAUGGAGCAUCGAAGACCAUUUAGAAAAGGCAUAUUAGUGAUAAGUCAUUAUCCAUUUGAAUCAACUCCAGAGUGGUAUGACGCUGCGUUAGAUCAAUGGCAGAAUUGCAUAUGUGAAAAUUGUCUGUGUAAAACCUUUCAAUAUCGCUUAUUACCGCCUAGAACUUUGUGUACAGUUAUUUUACUCGAUGAUGGUCGCUUAUUUGCUGCUGGAGGUUCUAGGUAUGGCAAUGGAAUGAAAUCAACAUAUCUAUUCGAUCUGAAAACAAACAAAUGGAUAUCCUUUAUGGACAUGCAUUUUGAACGUCUUAAACCAUUUAUAGUGCAACUUGGAUCUUAUGUUUAUGCGAUUGGCGGUUGCACUAGUGAAAAACAAGAUGCCAGUGCUAUAGAAUGUUUUGAUUUACAGAGAAAACAAUGGUUUGUCAUAAAUUGUGAAAUCGACCUAAUUGAGACAUUUAAAAAUAAUAAUUAUGUUGCCUGCGUAAAAGGAUUAAUUUACAUAAUUGGAAUCAAUGAAGCUGGAUAUUAUGACUCUCGUAAUCACAAGUGGAAAUAUAUUGAUCCAAUACCUGAGUUUAAUACAGGUUCAGCAGUUUGCACAUUAAAUGGAAAUAUUUAUAUUAUUGGUGGUCAACGUUUGGAAAAUUGUUACAAAAGUGUAUGGGCAUACUGUACGCUAACUGAAGAAUGGGUAUCCUUAUCCGAACUAAAUUACGCUAGAUCGUUUUCUGGUGCUGUAGCAAUGAAUGGUAAUAUUUAUGUAUUUGGAGGAAAAAUGAUGAAUAAGUCCCAUUCAAAUACAUUUGAAAUAUACAAUCCUCACGACAACAAAUGGGUAACUUCAAAUGCUUAUAUGAAAAAGGAUCGAUGUCACAUUGAUGCUAUUGUGAUUGAAAAGAAUUCUGAAUUGUUUAAAAAAGUGUUUGAAGAAGCAACUAAUACUAUUAUUCAUUAAAAAAUGACUAUUCCAGCAAGUGAGAUAUUAGCAAAAUGGUUGGAUUAAAACAUUAGUCUAUUGCAGAAACCGGACACGUAAAAUUAUUUUAUAUAAUAAAAAAAAAUUCAAAAUUAAUUGUUUUAAAAUUAUUAUUGAUUAUUACUAGUAAUUAUUACUGAUGAAACAGUUAGUAAAAAUACUUUAAUUUUGUUAUAUAAAUUAUAUUUUGCCCAGGAUAUUUUAAAUUCAGUUUCCUAUAGUAUAAGACUUAAUAUAUAAUAUUGUGUUGUCUAUACAUUUUUUAAAAUUAAAUUUUCAUUAGACUGUGUUUCCAAUAAAAUUAUUUAGAUUUAAGUAUUUAUAAAUAAGCGAUUCAUAUUUGGGCGUUGUAUACAUAAGCAGCUACACUAAUUUGGUGUUACAUUAUGAGCUAGACCCAAAGUUUCUAUAUUGAUGGCUUUUUUCAUUGAUAAUUUUCCUAAACAUAGACAUUUUAGUAUGCAAUUUACAAUUCAUGAAACUAUGGAAUGUUACAACUUACAAAAUAUGAGGAAUAUCAGAAUAUAUUAUAAUUAACGGGUCUUACAGUUAAUUCUUUUUUUUAUAAAGCCAUAAAACAAUAAUUUUCUAUUUUAUUCAAUAAAUAUUUUAUCUUAAAUGGAUAAGUGUGCAAGCAGUUUAUUUAUUUUAUUAUUCCAAGUAUAACAUUAUAUAUUCAAUAUAUUUUAAAGUUAGAUAUUGCCAUCCUAAAUUCUACCUGUAAAAAUUUAUCUCAUAAGUAUUAUUAUAUUAAUUUUGAAUAUUUAAUUUAUGAUUAUUUAAAAUAUAUAUUUGCAUUGUAUAUUUUUUUUAUAUUCAUGAUAACAUAAUAUGUUUCCAAUGUUUCUAAACUGAAUUAGUUUUAAUUGAAUUAUUGUAAUAGAUAGUACCUAUGAAAUUUUUUUUAUUGGUUGUAUACUUAUUAUACUCCUAUGUCUUUUUAGUAUUUUUAACAGCUGUUAUUAUAUUAUUUUUUUGUAAUUAAAUUAUACAUUUUAUGUUUGAACCCACCAAUGCUUGAGUCAGUGGUAGUUUAAAGGUAUCACUUCUUCCCUUGGGCUUUGAAAAUGUGUAAAUACAUAGUAACUCUAAUAGCCAUCGCGGUCAUCAAACAUAACGUAAUUAUUAUAAUUAAAAGUUAUUUCAUGUUGGUAUGAAGCUGAAUUCCGUGCAAGGACUGGUAAACUUGACCAAUAUUUAUUAAUUAUUAUUUUUUGGUGGCCUUCUCAACGAUUAAUGUUAAUAAUUGUGAUACAAGUCAAAAGUUUGGCCACUAUAUUAAUGAAUAUACAAUAGAAUCUCAUUAUCCGCACGAAUAAUUGGGACUCUGUUUGGAUUGAACCAAAUAACCUAUGAAAUGAGCCAAAGUGCAUAUUUAAAUACUCUUUUCUGUAAAAAUCAUAUAUUAUACAAAGCUUAUCCUACAAGAUAUAAUGCAACACAGUAUUAGGUCCCACAAAAUACAAAAUAAUUUAUCAUUCUGAUUAUUUUUCUGAUAAUACCAUAAUAGUAUGUAUUUAAAAAACGGCUGUCCGGAUAAAUUAAGUUCUGCUGUACUUAACAAAUAUACCAGUCGUCAGAACACAAAUCCAUUUGAAUAUUGGUAUACAUGUACAGUUUCACGUUCAUGGAGAAUAAGCUUAAUAAGUGUUCAUUUAAUUGCUUACCAUGUAUUAAGAAAUAAAAUUGAAAUUUUUAUGUAUUUGCAAAAUAUUUUCGCCCUCCCACUGGGAUUGAACAAGAACCACCCCUGACUUAAGUAAGAUACACUGAUAAUAAAGAUCUGCAUAAUUUUUAAAUACUUGGACAUUUUA
Metopolophium dirhodum (rose-grain aphid) is the source of this 3976-nucleotide messenger RNA. RefSeq names its product kelch-like protein diablo. Lineage: Eukaryota; Metazoa; Arthropoda; Insecta; Hemiptera; Aphididae. The transcript is spliced from 11 exons. The record is from RefSeq and is a predicted model, not a curated record. Gene Ontology annotation, molecular function: protein binding. Bases 363 to 2141 code for a protein of 592 amino acids.